This is a messenger RNA of Magallana angulata, 1510 nucleotides long. RefSeq lists its product as uncharacterized. Gene Ontology annotation, molecular function: protein dimerization activity. The transcript has a single exon. Lineage: Eukaryota; Metazoa; Mollusca; Bivalvia; Ostreida; Ostreidae. The record is from RefSeq and is a predicted model, not a curated record. Bases 665 to 1471 code for a protein of 268 amino acids.
GCCAUGCGUUUUUGUUUUUCACUGAUGUAAAAAAAAAGUUUAUUCAAAAUAAAAACAACGGCGUUCCCCGUGAGCUGCUGUGAACAUUACGUAGGUAAUAAGUUUUUUUUCUUUUUUGCUCAUUAUGCGCUGCUUUAAUUUGGUGAGAAAAGUUAUGACGUGAAUUUAUUUGCAUUUGUCGUAAUGAGUAGCUAGUUGAAAACAACUAUACUGAAAAAGAAAUUAUGAGUGUGUUAAAAACUACACAUGUUUAAAUGUUGUUUAUAGAAAUAAAAUAUUAAAUAUUGAUCUUCCAGAAUUAUGGAUAUCAUACUUUAUGCAGAAAUUUAGCAUCGUUUUUCGAUAAUACUAUACUAUAUCAAUAAAAAAAUUUUACAAACUGUGUGUUAAAUUUAAUUUUUUAAAGCAAAGAAAAAAAAUCAUUUUAAUUAUGAUGUAGUCCUCAGGCAUUUCCUGUAAUUAACUCGAUCAUUCGGAAAAAUAUCACUGAGCGCAGGUACCCGUAACCGUGAACUACAGACUGACCAAUGGUAAGCGAGGGCAGAGGUGUCAAUGCGCAUGUACUGAGUAUAUAUUGCACAUCGAUGCUCUACACUGCAUUCCAAACGAGGUAAAAAUAGUUUAUAAGAUCAGACUUCUUAAUCAAGUCAUUAACUCAUCAGAAAUGUCUUCGAACGUUUCCCUUAUGACCACAAUUAAAAUCGAGGAAGAGGAUAGCGGUGUAUAUGACGUGAAUUCAUCAUGUGACUUAUCUACGUCAUCUAACUCUUCGGAAUCCCGAGUCCCUGAUGAAAUUCGACUGCGCAUUAACAGCCGUGAGAGACAGCGCAUGCACGAACUGAACGACGCUUUGGAGGCAUUACGAAGUGUGUUACCUCAAUCCCAGGGAUCGUCUCUAAAGAAACUCUCCAAAUUGUCUACCCUUGUACAUGCGCGGGAACACAUCCUAUCUUUAUCCCGUUCUAUUGAUGAAAUGAAACGGUUGGCUCAUUCACUGUCUAGGGAAAAGCAUCAUUUUCCUUCCAUUGAAAACCAAGAAAGCGGUGUACCCCAGUAUUACAAUCAUCCCAGUGAUUUUGCAUCUGUUGGAAGAAGAUACGCUCCGUACACAUCAACUCCGAUCAAAUCUGAAGGAUUACGGGAAAUGAGAUCGUCAGAGCUGAACAUCUUAUCACCAUACUUGAAAUAUCGCAAUUCUAGGCUGAAUGAAAGUAAAAUGGAAAUCAGCUUCAAAGAGAACGUCAAUGACUCUUUAGGUGUUGGAAGUACACAAUCAUACAGUUUGUCGCAGUACACCAUAGCACCACUCGAUACCUUGGCCAGAAAUCUCCCAGAAUUUCAAAUUCCGACGAAGUACCAGAAUUCCUCUCCAACAAAACCCGUUUUGAAGUUUUCUGUAGAAUCGUUACUGGGACUGUCUAACAAAAGUGAAAGUGAUUCUCCAUCGAAAAAUAUUGACAUUAUGUGCUAAUUAUUGUCGAGACCUGCUAUAAUGGUCUGGCCAAUGAAA